This is a messenger RNA of Brachypodium distachyon (stiff brome), 1315 nucleotides long. Its product is annotated as WAT1-related protein At5g64700. Gene Ontology annotation, cellular component: plasma membrane. Gene Ontology annotation, molecular function: transmembrane transporter activity. The record is from RefSeq and is a predicted model, not a curated record. The coding region runs from base 123 to 1157 and encodes 344 amino acids. The transcript has 7 exons. NCBI's taxonomy places the organism in Eukaryota, Viridiplantae, Streptophyta, Magnoliopsida, Poales, Poaceae.
GGUGCUCAAGCUUUCACUUGAAAAUUCUUUCUGCUAUGCCAUCUGCCAUCCAUAACUAAGUUGGGCAAGCUGUGUGUUCUCUACACCAAAUACGAUUGCCUACGUUCAAUCAGACUGUUCUGAUGAGCAAUAGAGCAGCUUUCGUGGUUGCAUUCCUCAUAAGGUCCAUAUAUGGAGGCGCGCAGAUAGUUGCCAAAGUUGCUUUCAAUGAAGGCAUGAGCACGUCUGUCUUCGUUUUCUACAGGCAUGCAACUGCUAUUCUGUUCUUAGUGCCUAUUGCGUUUGUGCUCGAAAGGAAAACUGCUCCACCACUGUCAUACAAAGUCUGUCUCAAACUUUUUGCGCAUGCAUUUUAUGGGAUUUCUGGGGCGAUCAACAUAUACUGCCUUGGUCUCAAAUAUGCUUCAGCAACAGCGUCAUCUGCAAUAUUUAACCUUCUACCAGUGGUCGCUUUCUUUUUGGCUCUUCUGUUGGGGAUGGAGUUUUUGAACUUGAAGAGGUUCCACGGGAUUGCAAAGGUUUCUGGCAUCGUCUUCUGCAUUGCUGGUGUUAUCGUACUUGCAUUUUACCAAGGACCUGAAUUGAAACCUCCCAACCAUUACCGUCUCUUUCACCACUUAAGUUCCACCCAUGAUGUGGCUGCUCAUUCUAAAACAAGUUGGGUAUUAGGAAUUUUCUUGACAACUUUAUCCACAUCAUCUUGGGCUCUCUGGACAGUACUUCAGGGGCCUAUGUUGGAGGCGUACCCCUCUAAGCUGCUCAACACAACUCUCCAGAUGAUCUUUGCAACUAUCCAGUCUUUCUUCAUCGCUUUGGCAGUCGAGAGAGAUUUUUCACGAUGGAAGCUGGGACUAGAUGCAGGUCUUGUUGCCGUUCUUUACUCCGGUAUACUUCUUUCUGGAGUUGGCUAUUACAUGCAAGUAUGGGUGAUAGACAAGAGUGGGCCAGUCUUCCUGGCCAUGACAAUGCCGAUAACUCUGCUUGUCACAAUAGCGCUGUCCUCAUUUCUCCUAGGAGAAUCAGUUUCCCUGGGAAGUGUAACAAGUGGAGUGAUAAUGGUUGGAGGCCUGUACUGUGUUCUUUGGGCGAAGAGAAGUGAACAAAUUGCUGCAAGCAAGCAGAAAAUGGCAGCGCCAGUCCAGGCCGCACAAGUUUAGAUAAAGCUAGCUAGCUUUUUCUUGGCCGUGUCCCAAAAGUUAAUACCAGUACUACUUCUGGUAGUUAACGAAUCAUGCAAAGAGUAAGGAGUUUUGCAUAUAAAAGGCUACAAAUUAUUCAGUCAAAAAUAUAAAAAGCUACUCUCUUCGAUUCUAAA